Microbotryum saponariae is the source of this 5301-nucleotide messenger RNA. Lineage: Eukaryota; Fungi; Basidiomycota; Microbotryomycetes; Microbotryales; Microbotryaceae. The record is from the annotation of a GenBank genome assembly.
AUGGACGCAAUGGAGGGUAGUUCCAAGUUUGCCUACAACCGUCCACCAACUCGAGCGACCGCAAGUGCGUCCCCUGAAUCGAGGACCCGGCCCAUGUCGGCCGCGUUUCCAGCCCGUCCCGGCUCAGCUGCCUCGUCCGCUUCUGGACAGCUCGUCGAUGAAGGCGGCGGUCGAUCUUCCCCUUCGGGUAGCACCGACGAUGGGGGUCGUCUACGGCACAAAACCUCAUCGAGAUCAUUACGAUCACUCGUCAGCAAUGCGAGUGCAAGGGAUAGGGCCCACACGAGUGGCUCGACCAAGUCAAGUACGUCGCGUCGCGUGCCGCCGCCCGUCGAUGUCCGAAGCGACUCGUCGAACCGCGCUUCGGUGGCGCUCGACGACGACUUGACCCCUUCUAUGGCCCAGGGCGAGUGGGCCUUUGCCUCGCGAGUGUCGUCUCGGAGUCUUCAACGGGAUGGAAGCCUCCUGGUACCGACGAUGCAACCUAUGCAACCUAGACCUAGCUCUCCGUCGAGUGCGUCCAUCGCCACGACCUCUUCGUCGACUUCGGGAGGACCUUCGAGUCCGGCUCGAUUGAUGCCGAGAUCUCCUAUGAGCGACCGCGACCCCCUCGACGACUUCCACUUUCUCAAACAAAUGGGUAUUACAGACGAUCAUCCGAGCAUGCACUUGACUCGGAAACGGACCGACUCGCCCGUGCCUUCAACUGGCAACCACCCCGACAGCCCUUCCACGCCAUCGAGCCUUCGGAGCGAGCGCUUACGAGAGGAGAUUCAACGCACCGCCGAACGGUAUCGCUGGCUCGGUGUCUCAUCGGAACGAGUUGGUGCGGAUGGGACUGCGAAUUUGGGUAGCGCCGCGACCGGGGGUCGGGACUUGGGUUCGACAUCGAGUCUGCCGCUUUACCCCGGAGCGCCUCCGCCCCUCCUUGGUUCGAGUAGUGGUGGAAGGAGGAUGUCUUCCGACACCCAAAACUCGCCGUCGCUCGGCGCGAGUAGUAACUCGGUCAGCCACGUGCGGUCAUCGAGUACGGACAUGCCGGCCUCGCUACGAGGCGUGUUCCAUACUUCACCAUUUAUAUCGGCCUCGGCUUCGGCAGCGGCGAGGCCCACGCCAUCCAGCGCGUCUGCGUUCGCCGGUCGCACCAAUCUCGACAACACAUCCAGUUCCAUCACCCCCAAUGGAAUGCCAUCCCUACCCACCACAAAGUCGAGCAACCCCAAACCUCGACCACGCGAGUUGCGCGAAUGGAAUCAGGUAUGCCUGUUCUGGCAGCGCGAAAAAGCGAGCAGCGGCGUGUCAACCGUCGCCGGCGUCUUCAACAAGGCUAACAAGUUCGGCGACGUGCCCGCGGCGAUGAAGCGCAAAAUUACCAAACGCGAUUCGUCGCAAUUGCUCAGUCCGGCCGAGGCGGUCAUGUUUGGAUAUGACGAUCGGAGCAAAGAUCGAGAUCGGGAUAAGGAGAAGGAGAAGAAGGAGAAGGAUAGAGAGAAGGAAAAGAUCAGGAGUUUUGCAAAUGGUGUUGACGUGGGCAAAAAGGACGGGUCGUGGAAGAAGGUCACGGCGCUGUUGAAAGAGGAUGGGACGUUUCGGAUACUGGGCGAGGUACGUGCUGUUGCCAUCUGUCUGCAGCAGGGAGCCUGAAUUCUUUGCUCACGGUCGCAACGUGUGUGCACAGGACAAGACCGUCAUACGGACUGUCAAUCUUGGAACAACGCCUCGAAGCGAUGUUCGGCUUGUCGAUCCCUCACUGUUUGGGGCCUCGAACUGCGUCUCGAUUCGCAUGCAGUCGACCCUCACCCCGUUCCCGCCUUCGCCGUCCGGCAUGAGCCAUUCGAGCUCCUCGCUCGGCCUAGGGCUGUUGUCUUCGUCAUCCUCGUUCUCUUCGAGCCGGCUCGGAGGGACGAACAUGUCAGCUGAUGCUGAAACGCUCUACCUGCGGAUGCCAUCCAUCGUCGCUACUCAGAUUUGGUUCGGCAUGGCCCAUUGCUGCGCAAUGCCUGAUGUUGUUCAAGGCAAUACGCUCGAUUCGACGUACGGAUCUUGCGGUGGGCUGGGUAUCGAAGAAGGCGUUGCAGGCGGGAAUAUGGGGUCCGAGGUAGAUGGCGCUGGUGAUAGGAACGAAGGGGGUUUCCGCGUCUUCCGCAGCUUAUCGCUCACCAUCUGUGAGGGGCGGUCGAUAGGGGAACCUGGGACGGAGAAACUGCGAGCGACGCCGGGUAUCGAGCACGAUACCUCCUUGUCCGAGAUGUUCUCUGGGUCCGAAUCGACGACCUCCCCGAUCAAGGGUAGUGCAUCCUCCACGGCCAGCUCGAUUCAACGGAUACCGGGCCGGACGGGUCAAGGAUGGCAUGAGAGUAACAAGGACGCGGACAGCUCGCCCGACACGUAUUGCGAGAUCAUCAUCAAUGAUGAGGUCAUGGCUAAGACGACGCUGCGCAAGGGAACUGCAUCACCGUUUUGGAACGAGACGUUUACUUUCGAGUGAGUUUGUGGAAACGGUGUGUUCUGAUUGAGAUGGUUGUUCUGGUCACUGACCCGUUUCGGUGUGUUGCAGACAUCUGGCGGGUUUCGUCGAGCCCAUCACGAUUCGGGUUUUCCAGACACACAAGCACUCCAAGACGAGCCUCGUCGGGAUUGCCACGGUUCGGAUUGCCAACCUUCCCCGCGGCGAGUCAAUCGAGAAUUGGUGGUGUCUUAAGCCGAUCAGUUCCGACUCGCGCACCCGAUCCUACGACACCGUUGGCGAGCUGAGCUUGAGCAUUCGGGUUGGCGAGGAAGUGAUCCUCCCCAGCAGCGGAUACGGGGAGAUCCUUAACCUAUUGAAGGAAGACGAAGCGGCCGAGCUCGUGACCGAUAUCGCUUCCGAGUUCCCAACCGAGCUCGAAGAGAUCGCCAAAAUCAUGCUCAACAUUUACAUCUCGCAAGAUCUGCUGCUACCGCGGAUCUUCAAGCUCGCCGAUCUCGAAGUAGAGAAGGGUGCACAGUCCGCGGCGAUUCUCUUCCGCGGAAAUUCGAUCCUGACCAAGGUGAUCGAGAUGUACAUGCGCAAGAUUGGGGUCGACUAUCUCGAGGCUUCCAUCGGAGAACCGAUUCGGAAGCUUUAUGGCGACAAGGUUGAGAUUGAGAUUGAUCCGAGUCGACUCAAGCCGGGGACGAAGGAGAAGGAGAUUCAGGCCAACAUCAAUGAGUUGUUGCAGUGGGCGAUGACCACGUGGAACUCGAUUUAUGAGGCGAGGGAGCGGUGUCCGCAGUAAGUCACGUUUAUGUUGUCAAGUGUGGGAGGAUCGCGAGGUGGUACUGACAUGCGGGGAAUAUUGGAACAGGGAUCUGCGGCAAAUCUUCUCUCACAUUCAAAAGAUUGUGGGCGAACGGUACGGCGAAGAUCACAAGAACACGCGCUGGACCUCCGUCAGUGCCUUCAUCUUCUUGCGCUUCUUCGUGCCGGCCAUUCUCAAUCCGCGGCUGUUUGGCCUCGUGUCGGCUGCACCGGAUCCGAAGUCGCAGCGCACGCUCACCCUCGUCGCCAAGACAUUGCAAGGGCUGGCCAACUUUUCGUCGUUCGGACAGAAAGAACCUUGGAUGCUGCCGGUGAACACGUUCGUGCAGGACAACACGUCGGCGUUUGUCGAUUUCAUCGAGCACAUUUCGCGGCACUCGGCUUUGGAUCCAGCCGUGGCGAAGCAGGAGUGGACGUCGGCAGCUGCAUCGGUCUAUGCUACACCCAACGACUUGCGUGAUGCGCUCUCGCCUUUGGCUCGCGAUGGGGUCCCGACCUUGCCUCAUCUGAUCGAUUUGCCGCGCAAUCUCGGGCUACUCGCGUCGAACGUGAACCGAAUCAUCAUCGAAAAGGCGCACUCACCGGGCGGUGAGAAUGGCAAAAGUGCUGCUCCGUCGGUCGCGUCUCGAGGACCUGUGCGCUCGCCAGGUUUCUCGACCUUCAUCGAAGCCUGCGCCGAUGUCUGCGAUGCGGCUAGGCGGCGUGGUACAGGGAAGAUCUGGCCCAUCCAGGGAAUGCUACCCAUCGUCAAGCCUGACUUCCAGACGAGGGCGCAGCCGACGAUCGUCCAGGUCGCCGCCGCCGCCGCGCCGUCGUCGUUCGUGUCGGCUCCGUUCGCCCAUGACUCGGGUCCACGACCGAGCACGAACCGGAUCGAACGAUCGCAGACGCUGUCUUCCACCCCUCCGCCGCGCUCGAACUCGAACGGAGCAACUCGAUCUCUUUCCGGCGCAGAGGCAGAGGAUGCUGAUGGCCCUGCUGAGAUCCACAUCCGCGCCAAGACCAAGCCGCUGGUACACUCCCCGAGUGGCUCAAUCGCGUCGCGCCGCAGUACUCGAAGCAACACAUUCUCGGGUGAAUCACCGCGCGCAGGAAUGACGGCGGGUACGGUCUUCAAUGCGCACGACGGCUACACGGCGGCCGAGCUGAGCUUUGCUCGAUCGCACGGGAUCGUCGUCGCCGAUAGCCCUUUCGCGGACGUACCCAGCAGAACGAACGAGAAGAGUCCUCGACUUGAUUCGGCGGAGAACGACGUGUUUGGUGGUCCCCAAUCUAGUCGAGGGCCACCGGUCACGUUUGCUCGCCGGCAUCGGCACUCGUCCUCGGUCGAAGGCGGGUCGAUGCCGCCCCAUGCCGAGCUCGACGAGCGCGAACCACCGCCGCCGAGUGCGAGCACGAGUUUUGCAGGGUUCGUACCCAUCGAGGAUUAUGAGGACUCGUCGCGAGCUAUGGCGGAUGAUAUCCUCGAUUCGUACGCCUUCCCCGCUCGCACUCCCCUGGCUGCGGUGUUCCCCACAGCUGGGGAGGAGUCGAAUCACGCACUAACCGAAUCGGCGACCCUGUCAAUCCGAGCCGUUGAAACGUCGUCCCUCGAUCACACGCCCACCUCGGCAUCGUCGUCGUCUCCAAGCGUCACCAGCGAGCACCCCGUGGACGAUACCUCGUCGUUAUUCUCCGUCGGAGCCGCGAACGAACGUGGGGGAGAGAUGACCCCUCAAAUGAGACGAGGCUCGAUGCAAUACAGCUCGUCAAGCAAGGACUCGUCGUCUUCCCCCUUCUCAUUCGGCAAGUCCGUCCCCAUGGCGCAAUCUUUGUCGGCGCAUUCAAACGCCUCCACAACGAGCGAUACGUCGAACGUCUCGGAUUCGAAAGGAAGUAGUGCCGGUCGAAGAGGCUCGCUCAAUCUCGAUAAGGUGAUUGGCGAGAGUCGAGCGGGACAGAGGAGGAAGAAGGGUUUGUGGGGUCUCGGUGCUUCAUUGUCGAGUUCGUCGAGGAGUUCAAAGAGUUCGACGGCAUCAUGA